Molecule: messenger RNA, 2113 nt
Organism: Morus notabilis
Lineage: Eukaryota; Viridiplantae; Streptophyta; Magnoliopsida; Rosales; Moraceae
Product: eukaryotic translation initiation factor 3 subunit D
Biological process (GO): translational initiation
Cellular component (GO): eukaryotic translation initiation factor 3 complex; cytoplasm
Molecular function (GO): translation initiation factor activity
Source: RefSeq, a predicted model, not a curated record
ACACAAAACACUCUAGUGGAAAUCUUCUCUUUCGCUCACCACCCAUUCGCAUCGGAGUCCAAAAUCUCCGCCAUUAGAUCCGAUCACUGAACCUCCAAUCAUGGUCGGCGGAUUCGAAGUCGGAGCCGUCCCUUUCAACCCCGACGGGUGGGGCCCUCCGGAAUACACAGUCGCCGCCGCCGCCGCCGCCAACCUCCCCCUCAAUGUCCCCUUCGCCCCCUUCUCCCGCUCCGACAAGCUCGGCCGCAUCGCCGACUUCACCCGCAACUUCAACAACCAGACCCGCCCCAAGAACCCCUCCGACUCCGUCUUCGACUUCUCCAACGACGACUCCUUCCCCGCCUCCGGCGAGGACGACUCGUCGUUCCGCCUCGUCGACGGCAAGCCCCCGCCGCGCCCCAAAUUCGGCCCGAAGUGGCGGUUCCAGCAGCAGCGCCAGCUCCCCCAGCGCCGCGACGAGGAGGUCGAAGCCCGCAAGCGCGAGGCCGAGAAGGAGCGAGCCCGCCGCGACCGCCUCUACCACCUCAACCGCUCCAACGCCAACGCCCCCCGCCGCGAGGCGGCCGUCUUCAAAUCCUCAGUCGAUAUCCAGCCGGAGUGGAACAUGCUUGACCAGAUCCCCUUCUCCACCUUCUCCAAGCUCUCCUUCUCCGUCCCCGAGCCCGAGGACCUCCUCCUCUGCGGCGGCCUCGAGUUCUACGACCGCGCCUUCGACCGCAUCACGCCGAAGAACGAGCGCCGCCUCGAGCGCUUCAAGAACCGCAAUUUCUUUAAGGUCACCACCACUGAUGAUCCCGUCAUCCGCCGGCUUGCGAAUGAGGAUAAGGCUACGGUUUUCGCCAUCGAUGCGAUCCUCUCCACGCUCAUGUGCGCUCCUAGGUCGGUUUACUCUUGGGACAUUGUGAUCCAGCGAGUCGGGAACAAGCUUUUCUUCGACAAGAGGGAUGGUUCGCAGCUCGAUUUGCUCUCCGUCCACGAGACCUCUCAGGAGCCUCUGCCGGAGGCCAAUGACGACAUCAAUUCCGCAUAUUCGCUCAGCGUUGAGGCCGCUUAUAUCAACCAGAAUUUCUUUCAGCAGGUGCUGAUCAGGGACGGGAACAAGGUGACUUUCGAUUUGCCGAAUCCGUUCGCCAACGAGGGCGAAGAGGUCGCCUCCGUCGCAUACCGGUCGCGGUGGAAGCUUGACGACGACAUGUAUCUGGUGGCCCGGUGCGAGGUUCAGAGUGUUGUUGAGGUGAACAACCAGAGAUCUUUCCUGACAUUGAACGCUCUGAACCAAUUUGAUCCCAAGUAUUCGGGUGUCGAUUGGAGGCAGAAGCUGGAGACUCAGAGAGGCGCGGUUUUGGCGACGGAGCUCAAGAACAACGCGAACAAAUUGGCUAAAUGGACUGCCCAGGCGCUUCUUUCGAGCGCGGAUUUGAUGAAACUUGGAUACGUCUCGAGGGUUCAUCCCCGGGAUCACUUCAACCAUGUGAUCUUGGCCGUGGUUGGAUAUAAGCCGAGGGAUUUCGCCGCGCAAAUUAACCUCAACACCUCGAAUAUGUGGGGGAUUGUGAAGUCCAUUGUGGACUUGUGCAUGAAAUUGAAUGAGGGCAAGUAUGUUCUUCUGAAGGAUCCGUCCAAGCCCCAAGUUAGGAUCUAUGAAGUGCCUGCGGAUGCGUUUGAGAACGAUUACGGCGAAGAGCCGUUGCCGGAGGAGGAGCAAGUGCAGCCGCCGGUGGAGAAUGCUGAGGGUGAGGCAAAUGCUGCUUCAAAUGAUGUCGAAGAUAAGCAGAUUGAUGCUGAAGCUUAAUGGGACUUCGGAGAGCGAAUACCUAUUUAUGACUAUGACAAUUGCAAUAAUGGAAGAGCAAAUCUACAAGGUCAAAUCUGUUAGUGCAAACUGUUUUGAACUGGAAUUGAACGUAUAUGGUUCUCCAUUCUUAAAUCUUUUUGAUAGGUAGAUACACUGAAGCAGGCAUGUGCUUUUUUUCCUCCUUUCGUUUUUUUUUUUUGUUUUUCCCCUUUUUGUUUAUGAGUUCCGACAACCUAAACUUUAUUUAUAUUUUUAUUACUUGUAUGUUCUUUUUUUGAAACUUGAUCACUGAGUUUUAGUUUUGGAAUGGAAGUCUUU